This is a messenger RNA of Eruca vesicaria subsp. sativa (arugula), 309 nucleotides long. NCBI's taxonomy places the organism in Eukaryota, Viridiplantae, Streptophyta, Magnoliopsida, Brassicales, Brassicaceae. The record is from the annotation of a GenBank genome assembly.
AUGAAGCUUAAGAAAUCCGGUUAUUUGAUGGAUGUUGAGAUGGUUCUGAUCGAUGGUAUGCUUAACAAUUUUAACCAUUUCUGGAAAGAAGAGGCCCUUUAUGAACUAAGGGUGUUUAAUGUUACAAGAUGCAACCCGAGUUUUCGGUUUGGUGACCCCCAUGUAGCUAUCACAUUUAGGGAUGAAAUUAUGUUCGUUGAAACAGCCGAAACUAUCAACCCAGUCCCAACGGAGAGCUUUAGGUUUUGGCAUUACGACCAACUAAUGCUCUUGGUUAACACAAACACUGAUUUGCUAUGUCUGUUUUGA